CUGUCUCACCUGUUAUACGACWGGUCACACGUCUGCACUGUUCGAGUGAACAAGGUCUGAUUUUUCAAAAUUUUGAAAAUCUAAAGAAAUGUCAAACUUUGAUUCAACAGAAGGACUCCCUCCAGGAUGGCGGAAAGUCGUUUCGGAGAGAAAAUCAGGAAAAACGAAGGGUCGUUUGGACGUGUGCAUGAUCAGCCCCGAUGGCCGUCGAUACUUCUCCAAAAAAGAUCUCCAAAGGCAGCUGGAAAGCUCCAAUUCGCCACUGAAAAUUGAAAASUUUGACUUCAGCAAAACAAUCAAAAAGCUGGAAAAGAAUUCUGAUGCCCCAGAGGAGAAGAAAUUGAAAUCAAAAAUCGAACCAAAAGAUUCYGAGUUGGAGAACGGCAAAGAGGUGGAGAGCCCCCCAAAGAUGGAGUCGCCAGUAGCAACGGUGUCUGCCAGCCCWACCGAGAAAGUCUCACGCUCAGGAAGGAAAAUUCGCCCUUCUUUCAAACUGAGUCCAGAUCUCUUCUUCAAGUCGGUUGAACGGCAUUGCAGUGAGAAACUUGUAAUCAGAAAAGAUUGGAGAAAGAGCAUUGAUGGGGUUAACAGAUUUAUUGCCAAGACAGGGGCACCCCCUGGAUGGGAGAAAGUUCUGCAUAAAAGAUUGCAUGGAAAGUUCAAAGGAAAGUGUGAUGUGUAUAUGAUCAGCCCUCAAGGAAUUGUACUACGAUCCCGUCCCGAAAUUAAAUCMUUCAUAGCAGCAAAUGGUCUUGACUUGUCAAUUAGUGACUUUGAUAUGACAGCUGYCGAUCAUCCRUCCACUGGUAAGACAAUUGACAACACAAACUCAAGUUUAAAAGUAAAAAAGAAAAGAUUUAAUCGUCAAUCCAAACAUCUCGCAAAGAACAGGCCACAUACAUCSUCAACAAGAAGGAAACGCGUAAAUGAAGUSAAAGAUGAAAAGCACCUUGCACGAAAGAKAUCAGUAAACAAGUCAACUACUGAUGCAACCAAGAAACGGGAACAAACUUCACCCAAACAGUCAACAGAUGGUUAUCGAACAAGAAAACGGCGCCUUGUAUCAGCAAGCAAGCCUUCGAUAAAUGUGGCAAAGAAAAAGUGUCAUAGCUUUUUGAAAAAUGGCAUCCAGAAUCAGUGCAAAGAUAGUUCCAUUGGUCAAAAGACAGACAAAUCAACAAAACACAAAGCUAAAAGCUUAAACCAAAGAGUUGAUGGAGUUCCUGAAGGUUGGACCAAACUGCUAUCAGAAAGGCAAAGUGGGUUAUUGAAAGGAAGAUGCGAUGUGUACGUGUUCAGUCCUGAUGGGGUCAAGAUACGAUCAAGGCCCGAGUUGAAAGCAUAUCUUGAGAAGACAAAAUCGAAUCUGUCAGUUUGUGACUUUGACAUGAGUAGAAAAACAAGCCACUCAGCAUCAAAGAGUCUGCAGGAACAAAGUGUGAAAAGGAAACAUAGCUCUUCAAGUUGCACAAGUUUAACUGAGAAACAAAAAGCAARGAGGACAAGGUCAUCUCUGGAGGAAACAGCAGAGCAGAUAACACCUACUACAAGCAGGAGCAAUGGCAAUACAAGUAUUACAGAGUCUCCAAACUGUGUUAAGUCGCUAUAUGAAUCUCCCAUGUCUGAUCAGUAUUUCAGUGUCAAUGAAAGCCUGAAUGUUUCCUCAAGAAGUAAGCAAUGCAAUUUGGAAGCUGAACCAGAAGAAAAACAUGUGGACAGGAARGAAAAUGGAGAACAAGAUGGGGGAGACACAGAAAGUGAAAGGAAGGUCACAGAUAAAGCUACAAAUUCCAAAAACAAUGGAAAGGACACCAAAAACCAGCCCAAAGUUAGUCCUUACUUCUCUGACUCAGGCUCCUCCCCAAAUCCACCCAAAAUAGGAGAUAAAGAUACUGACAAAAAGAAGUGGACUCCACCCAAGUCACCAUAUCAUCUUGUACAAGAAACGCUGUUUCAUGACCCAUGGAAACUGUUGAUAUCUUCAAUAUUUUUGAAUAAAACUCAAGGUGAGAAAGCAAUUCCUGUUCUAUGGGAGUUCUUCAGAAGGUAUCCAAAUGCCGACGUGACUCGCUGUGCUAAUCCUAAGCCGAUAGCAG
Messenger RNA from Exaiptasia diaphana, 2096 nucleotides. Its product is annotated as methyl-CpG-binding domain protein 4. The annotation marks the transcript as partial. The transcript has 2 exons. The record is from RefSeq and is a predicted model, not a curated record. NCBI's taxonomy places the organism in Eukaryota, Metazoa, Cnidaria, Anthozoa, Actiniaria, Aiptasiidae. Gene Ontology annotation, molecular function: DNA binding; catalytic activity. Gene Ontology annotation, biological process: DNA repair.